AUGGCCAGUUGGCGAAUAAAACCCUUAGAGUCCACACGUGGCUUAUUAGUUACCGCAUCCCACGAGAAAUCCAGCAAAACUAUAUACAUAAAUUGGUCCUUCGAGCCGGAUAACGGUGAUAAGAAUAGGCGAAGCAAACGCCACAAGCAAAUUUUGAGGCAUCCAGUGUCGCGAAAAGCCAAAAUCGCGAAGAGGAAUUCAACGGCGAUCGGCACCAAAGCUCGAUCGCACUUCGCUUCAAGGUCAAGCAAGACAAUCUGCGAGCAAAGCAGUCGCGGACUAAAAGACAAAGCCAAACGUGGUAAGCGCAACGAGAGCGCGCCAAUCAACGGUGCGAAGGAGGCAGCCAAGCGGUCGGCGAUCGAGAACGCGCCAAGCAACGGUGCGGCGGAGGUAGCCAAGCGGUCGGCGAUCGAGGACGCGCCAAGCAAAGGUGCGGCGGAGGUAGCCAAGCGGUCGGCGAUCGAGGACGCGCCAAGCAAAGGUGCGACGGAGGUAGCCAAGCGGUCGGCGAUCGAGGACGCGCCAAGCAACGGUGCGGCGGGGCAGCCAAGCGGUCGGCGAUCGAGGCCGCGCCAAUCAACGGUGCGGCGGAGGCUGCCAUCGAGUCACUUUCCGACGACGCUGAAGCUAAUCUACCUUCAAAAAAUAGAAUCAUUUGAAACAGAUUACUAUGAGGUGGUGGCAGGUGCUAACCAAUUGUUGCGUCGGGGAGUAGCACAGGUACAACGUAGCAACCAACUUGAGGUAGGUCAGAAAGGAAGCGGACAAACCGACCAAGCCGGGCCGAGUCCGUUCAGUACACGAACUGAACCGAUUCUCUCGCCUCUUUUUCAAUCAAUCACAAGCAAUCCGACGGGUGUUCGGUUACCCGUGAUAGAACUGCCCAAAUUCAAGGGGGAACUAUCGGAAUGGUUAAAAUUUCGUGACACAUACAAAUCGCUAAUUCACGACAACCCGAACAUAACUAGUGUGCAAAAAUUUCAUUACUUGCAAGCUUCAUUGGAAGGAGGGGCGUUCGAAACUAUAAGCGAAUACGAAUUCUCAGAAAACAAUUACGAGGAAGCAUGGCGUUCCCUUCACGAUAGGUACGAUAAUCCUAAAUUGCUAAUACAAAAUCAUAUCGAUUCAAUUUUCAAAAUAAAAGGCUUGGUCGAUGAAUCUGCGGAGCAAUUAUUAGAAUUGUUAGAUAGCGUUACUAAGCAUACGCGUGCGUUAAAAAAGCUAAAUGAGCCCAUCGAGCAUUGGGACUCUUUGUUAAUCUAUAUAAUCGUAUCAAAGUUAGAUUCCGUUUCCGCAAGGGAGUGGGAAAAGAAAAAGGCGUUAGUGCCGGAAAAAGCAAAACUAAGCGAUCUAACCAAAUGUUUGCGUGCGCGAGCGUUGUUGUUGCAAACCUUGCGAGCGAAAGAUGAUAAGGAAGCAAAUAAACACAAGUUUAAACGCGGUCAACAAGAAAAAACCAAAACUUUCCACGCGGGGAAGAUAACUUGCGCGCUUUGCAAGGAGGGACAUCACAUUCAGGGAUGUGAGUCAUUUCUGAAGCUAGAUACCCAACAUAGGCUUGAGAAAUUAAAAACCCUUAAACUUUGUACAAAUUGUCUCAGGCCCGGUCACUUUGCGAAAACUUGUAAUUUCGGCUCGUGCAGGUUAUGUAGCGCGAAGCACAACACGCUUCUUCACUUCAAAAGAGGAAAAGCCAAUACGGACAAAAACGCUGCACAAGAAGCGUCGAUCGUCGCUUCCACAAUGUGUUCAACGGGUUUCAAUAAACCCCGUAAGGAAGCUAACACUAUUCUAGCCACCGCAUUGGUCAACGUUUCAGGACAAAACCAUAUGAAGAUGGAGGCGCGAACUUUCCUGGAUUCAUGUUCUCAGUCAAACUUUAUAACGCGAAAUCUGUGUAAAAAACUCAAACUGAGGCAAUCGCCUGUUAAUAUACAAAUAGGAGUGCUUGGUCAACUUGGCCCGGGCGUUGAUGGGCAAUGCGAAGUGGAAAUCACGUCGAAGCACAGCGGCUACCGAUUCAAGGUACAUUGUCUAAUCGUGGCUCAAAUCACAGAAGAUCUAAUGCCAAGCUCGGCGUUCAGUCUGGAGUCUAUGGGAAUUCCCCCGCAUCUCAAGUUGGCAGAUCCCUCUUUUAAUACUCCUGGGAGGAUUGAUUUGCUCGUCGGGGCCGAAUGGUUCUGGGAUCUCUUGUGUGUGGGCCAGAAGAAACUUGAAAAUAAUUUGGUCAUGCAAAAAACUAAGCUAGGCUGGGUCGUGGGAGGACCAAUGGCCGCUCCAGCGCCACAACGCGUGGAAUGUUAUUUAUCAAAAGUAGCUAGCAUAGAAAAACAAUUAAUUAGAUUCUGGGAGCUUGAAGAACCGUCGAAGGAAGGGGCCUUAUCAAGAGAAGAAGAGGCGUGCGAAGCGCAUUUCAAAAGAAAUACAAAACGCGACAAAAGCGGAAGGUUCAUCGUUAAACUACCAUUCAAACAAGAGCCGUCUACGUUAGGAGACUCUAGAAAACGAGCGGAGAAGCGGUUUUUGACACUCGAAAGAAAACUGCUGCAUAACAAAGCCUUGCAAGAAGAAUACUCUGCCUUUCUGAAGGAAUAUGAAGAGCUGGGCCACAUGCGAAGAAUAUCGGACAAUGAAGAACCGCCGUAUUCAUAUUACCUGCCCCACCAUUGCGUGAUUCGAUCUGACAGCGAGACAACCAAGCUCAGGGUGGUGUUUGACGCUUCUGCCGCGACAACAAAUGGUGUGUCGUUGAACGACUUACAAAUGACUGGCCCUGUCAUACAAAGUGACUUAUUUUCGAUUUUAGUAAGGUUCCGAAAGCACACUUACGUGAUAUCAGCAGAUAUAGCCAAGAUGUACCGCCAGGUAUUAGUGAUUCCUGAGCAAAGACCGCUACAAAGAAUAUUAUGGCGCGAACAGCCGGAGCAACCAAUCGAAACAUUCGAGCUGAACACCGUGACUUACGGUACAACGGCAGCGUCCUUUCUAGCAAUUAGAUGUUUGAAGCAACUUGCAAUCGAAUGUGAGCAGAGCAAUCCCAACAUUGCAAAAAUCAUCAAAGGAGAUUUUUACGUCGACGAUCUGUUGACUGGCGGGGAGACUCUCGAGGAGGUAGUCUCCAUCGCUCGAGGAGUAAGUGACGUUCUAGCCGGUGGAUGUUUUGAACUUCGCAAGUGGAAGGCGAACAAUCACGAAUUUCGCGCAAUAUCAAAAGGUGCAAAUAAACCACCAGCUGAAGUACAACUACACAAAGACGGCAACAAGCGAACAUUGGGUCUGGUUUGGCGCGUGGAAAAUAACAUUUUGACGUACAGCGUGGACCUGCCGAGGAACAACCAAGUUACGAAACGCAGCAUACUUUCAGUGACAUCAAUGAUUUUUGACCCUUUAGGUCUUCUGUCACCUUGUACUAUAAUGGCAAAAAUUCUAAUUCAAAAACUAUGGCUAGAGAAAUUAUCGUGGGACGAAAGUUUGCCAUCAAGUCUGCACUUUCAAUGGACGCAAUAUUAUAAUCAACUCAAGUUGCUUAAUAAUUUCAGAAUUCCAAGACAAGCUAUGGCGCCAAACGCGGCAAAGGUACAGAUACACGGAUUUGCGGACGCUUCAAAAAAUGCGUAUGGAGCAUGUGUCUACGUUCUAGUAGUGGACGUCGAAUCAAAAAUUCAUACUAACUUAUUGUGCGCAAAAACGAAGGUCGCGCCGUUGAAGACUCAAACAAUUCCUCGCCUGGAGCUCUGCGCUGCGUUGGUGCUCGCCAAGCUGAUCUCAACGGUCGAGGGCGCUCUUGAAGCAAGAAUUGAUUCCGUCACUUAUUGGAGCGACUCCACUAUAGUUUUGGAUUGGUUACGCGCUCAGCCGAGCCGUCUGCCAGUCUUUGAAUCUAAUCGCGUGGCUCGAAUACAAGAAUUGAGCAAGGACAGAGUAUGGCGUCACGUACCUACGGAGCAGAAUCCAGCCGAUUUACUCUCCCGUGGAACUCAGCCGCAGGAGCUCAAUUCGACGCUUUGGUGGAAAGGGCCUGCCUUUUUGAUGAGCGGCUCUCAAUUUUGGCCCAAGCGAUUGGCCCACAAGAUAGACUCUACGCCUGUCGAGUUUACGUUUACAGCAACGAGUUCACCGACUAACAUUAUCGAAGAACUCCUUUUACGAUAUUCUAGUCUCUCUAAAGCAAUACGUAUUCUCGCCUAUUGCAUUCAAUUUAUCAGCAAGCUAAAACCAGGAGGAAAAGAAAACGACGUAUCAGACAUUCAGCAACGCAGAUCUGCGAUAAGGUUGAUGAUAAAGCACGUGCAGAGCUCAAGUUUUCGCAAAGAAAUAUCCAUGCUUAAUCAAGGAAGUAAUGUUUUAAAAGGGCCACUAGCUUCAUUGACUUCAUUCCUAGACAAAAACGGGGUCGUAAGAGUUGGAGGUCGAUUGGGGAAUUCAGAGUUCAAAUAUGACAAGAAGCACCCAGUCCUCCUGCCAGGAGGCCACAUAUUUACAAAACGUCUGUUUUCCGAAGAGCAUAUCCUGUGGUUACACGCGAGUCCUCAAUUACUUUUAGCGUCUAUUCGGGAACGAUUCUGGCCCCUAAGGGGAAGAAAUUUAGCUCGCAAAACUGUCAAAUCAUGUACACGUUGUUUUAGAGUUAAUCCGAAAGCAAUGCAGCCACUCAUGGGUCAUCUCCCUCGAGAUAGAGUGACAGCUGCAUUUCCCUUUGAAACUACGGGAAUCGAUUACGCGGGUCCUUUCCAAAUUAAGGAUCGUAAAGGAAGAGGUUGUAAGGUAUCAAAAUGCUACAUAUAUCUGUUCGUAUGCUUUGCCACUAAGGCUAUGCACCUCGAGUUGGUGUCGGACUUAACAGCGGAAGCAUUCGUAGCAACUCUGAGACGUUUCGUAUCGCGUAGGGGAAAACCGUCGCGAAUUUAUUCAGACAACGGAAAAAAUUUCGUAGGCGGAAAUAAUGCUCUCAAAGAGCUUGGUAAGUUUUUGAUCGAAGAAGCAAAGGUCAUAAGUGAAUUGAUGGCAGACUAUGAAAUCGAAUGGAAUUUUAUCCCAGCAUACUCGCCUCAUUUCGGUGGCCUAUGGGAGGCAGGGGUAAAAUCCGUAAAGUACCAUUUAAAAAGAGUCGCGGCCAACGCAUUGUUAACUUUCGAAGAAUUUUACACCUUGCUCGUACAAGUAGAGGCCGUUCUAAAUUCCCGCCCAUUAACUCCUCUGUCAUCCAAUCCUGACGACCUUUUUCCAUUAACCCCCGCUCAUUUUCUUAUUGGUCGGCAAUUCAACUCCGUUGUCGACCCAAGUUUGCAGCAUAUAAAGGAGUUUCGACUCUCUAUUUGGCAAAGAGUGCAGCAAAUUGAGCAAAAUCUGUGGGAGCGAUGGAACAAGGAGUGUAUAUCAGAAAUGCAGCAGCGAACCAAAUGGCGAUCUCCAUUUCCUACUCUGCCACGAGGCACGCUCGUUCUAAUCAAAGAAGACAACCUUCCACCAGCCAAGUGGAGAUUAGGAAGAAUCGAGGAUACGCAUGCUGGCAGCGAUGGCAUAGCUCGAGUUGCGUCUAUACGCACCUCUUCGGGCAUUAUUCGACGCGCAUUUGCGAAAUUGUGUCCAUUACCUUUGGAUGAGGAGAAGACUGUAUGCGCAUAG
This is a messenger RNA of Vollenhovia emeryi, 5628 nucleotides long. RefSeq lists its product as uncharacterized. The record is from RefSeq and is a predicted model, not a curated record. The transcript is spliced from 3 exons. NCBI's taxonomy places the organism in Eukaryota, Metazoa, Arthropoda, Insecta, Hymenoptera, Formicidae. Gene Ontology annotation, biological process: DNA integration. Gene Ontology annotation, molecular function: nucleic acid binding; zinc ion binding. Bases 1 to 5628 code for a protein of 1875 amino acids.